CAGAUAUUGAAAUCUCAUCCAAACAAAACACAUUAUAAAGUACUUGUCAUUAGUACGUAAUUUCUUAGCAAAGGUAAUGGCCCAAGCCCAAGCUCAAGCCCAAGAACACGACAAACAAGGGGGUCUCCUUGUGAAGCAAGUGUUUGUACAACAUGGGCCUUAUGGUUCUAAGGUGCCUCGCAACUACAACUGGCAACUUUUUCAUGGGGAUCGUAUCAGUGAAGUAAUAAUAAAUCAUGGAAAUAUUGUUAAUGGAAUUGGGUUCAACAUAACUAGACCAGAUGGAGGCAGUUAUGUUCCCAAAUUCGGUGGAAAUGGUGGACUACAAUCUAUUAUCAAAUUGAAAGAAAAUGAAUAUCCUAUUGGCUUUAGUGGGAUACAUGGAUACUAUUCAAAUAGCAAUGAAGUUGUUAUUGGCCAAAUUAAGGUACACACCAACUUAUACAUUGAAGGAUAUGGGCCGUAUGGAUUUGGUAUGGAUCUUAUACAUGUAGCGCAAUUUGUGACACCCUAUGAAUAUGGUCUCCCUCUUAUGGGCAUUUUCGGUAGGCAAGGCAGCUAUCUUGAGUCCAUCGGGGUUCUACUAAAGUUCGACUAAGGAUGAAAAUUAAAUUUCAAUCUCUAGUUUGUGGAUGAUGAAGUCUUGGGCUACCAUAAUAAAACGAUAUUGUAAUUUUAUUUUGACUGAUUUCUAAUUUCAAUAAGCCAUAUUUAUGUUUGUGGCCUUUCAAGUUUAUUUUGAAUUAUGUGCUUGAACGAAUGUUGUAAUCUUCCUUAUGUUUGUAUUUUAUAAUUGUACGUGUUCUCCAAGAAAAACAUGUUGUGUUGGCACGUUAUGUUGGACUCAUGGCAGUGCAUGAGUUUAUACGUAAUCAUAUUUCUGAAUAUUAUAUACAUGAUGAUAAUUUGCCUGAUAUAAUGAUAAUUGAUGCUAAUAUAUACAAAGAAUAAUUUAAUUCUUUAUAUAGUUUUAUUGUAAUUUUCAACAUUUUCCAUCAAAUGGGGUCGGGUGAUUUCCAAUACCAAAAUUGCAUGAUGCACCUUGGAAUGGUUCUCUCUCUAUUGCUUUAGUUAGAAUAUAUAACCUCUUGACCGGACAAAAGGAAUGCUUACUAUUUUGGCCAUUAAUUUUUCUUUUCUAAAUAUCUAUUAACUUUGACAUAUUUAAUUUGAUCUUGCUGAAUUGUACGGUAUGAAAUAUUGAUUCGUGUUUUGUAUUACAAUAUUGUUCACAACUUUGUCUCGUUGAAAACCAAGUUUCAAAAGAAGUUUCCUGAUCCAUGGUACCUCCAUGACCCAUUUAGAAAUUUCUUUAAAUUAUGCUAUAGCACUAGACAAGGAAACAACUUUUUGUUUCUUACUUUUCUAGGUCACUAGAUUAUCUCAUAGCAAGGAUAAGUACGCUGAUAUUGAUUUUCUUUCGGUACAUUUUUCCCUUAACUGAUGUACCCUUAACAUACAUGAUCCUUCAUAAAGCUACCUCUAAGUGGUGAUCUUGAGGAUACUACAUAAAUCUACUUACCACCUUAAGUGAAUAGGCUAUGUUUAGUCGAGUAUACGAGAGAUAAAUCAGUUUUCCUUACCAAACUUUUGUAUCUCAAUUUGUUAAUUUUCGCUCUUUAAUGAUAUUUAAACAAUAAUUAAAUAUAAGUGGAGCUUUUGAUGGUUUACAGUCCAACACCCCAGUUUCUAUCGGUAAGUCUAAAAUGUAAUUUUUUGGCAAAUCAAGAUCCUCCUUUUUCAUUUAAGCACUUCAAUCCCUAGUAAGUUUUUUGAUCUAAGCACUUCAAUUCCUAUUAUGUAUUUUAAUCUUUCAUGAUCUUUCAUCUUAAAAUCUUUAAACAAUUUCUUUUAAGCGAGCUUAUAUCUUCUUUAUCAUCUCUAGUGUGUGAUCUGAGUUACUAUAGAAAUAUCCAAACCUCUUCAUAGCAAGGAUGAACUUUUCGAACCAUGUUCGAGGAUAUUGUUUCCACACAUAAAAGGCUUUUUUCUAUUUGCAUCUCAUCUUUUGAGAAGUAACCUAAGAAAUUUAGAGAUGCUUGUUUAAUGAGUUCUUCUUAAUGAUUUCUUCUUGUAGCUCACAAUGGUAAGAAGGCGUUUUUCAUAAUGAAUUGAUCACAUAGCUAGUCUUUAUUUGCAGCUACAAAGAAGAAAAAUCCUUGUUGAUAUAAGUAUGACUCGAACUGAGUCUCGUAUAUGGGGAUGAAGGUGAUGAUGAUGGCGUCUUCCAGUAACUUCAGCCGAGUCGUCGUAGAGGGAAGAAGGAGCAACGCUGAGUUGGCGGAUAGUGCUGAUUUGCGUCAUUGCUUUCCAGAGGUUGAAGCCGAGUCGGUGGCCAUGGAGGUAAGCUUAAGCCACCUCGGCGAUUGAUGCUGGUUGUUUUGGGUUUUCUCCAGUAUACUAAGCCGAGGCGGUUGUGGGCUCGUGAAAGCAAGCCGACUCGGCGGCAGUUGCCUUUCGUACAGGGCAGUUUUCGUGGGUCAGUUAUUGAUAGUUUUUUAGCAUGAUGUUUAUGGGUGGUUAUUCCAUGAAUGUUGGCCGAUUAUUACUUUGUAAUUCUUGCCCCAAUAUUUUUUAUUGUGAGACAUGAUAUAAAAGGUCCCAGGUAAUUAGUAUUGUAUAAUGCUAUGAAAAACACAAACUGAUAAACUAAGAGAGAAAACUUUGGAGAGCCAUUAUUGUGGUGUCUCGUGUUCAUCUUGUAAUCUUUUAAUUUAUAGUGAAAGUUUAUUCUCGGUGA
Molecule: messenger RNA, 2740 nt
Organism: Amaranthus tricolor (Joseph's coat)
Lineage: Eukaryota; Viridiplantae; Streptophyta; Magnoliopsida; Caryophyllales; Amaranthaceae
Exons: 4
Coding region: 77-598 (173 amino acids)
Source: RefSeq, a predicted model, not a curated record